Molecule: messenger RNA, 2050 nt
Organism: Paramacrobiotus metropolitanus
Lineage: Eukaryota; Metazoa; Tardigrada; Eutardigrada; Parachela; Macrobiotidae
Product: BTB/POZ domain-containing protein 6-like
Exons: 6
Coding region: 82-1362 (426 amino acids)
Molecular function (GO): protein binding
Source: RefSeq, a predicted model, not a curated record
GCGGCGCCAGCACACUUUGAGGUCGCGUCGAUGUAUGAAUCCGCCAUAGUGUCUCUGCAAGUGACGUUCUGUUAAUUUUAUAUGCCUGUCGCAGUAGCAAACAUCAUCUUUGGAGAACGCAUGCUGUUUAAAAAGUGGCAAGGAAAAGCCGUGUUACUAAUGGGCCGUGUUACGAUAGCUUCCGGGCAGACCUAUGGCAUACGUCCAACCGCCCCCAGGCUGCAGGGCGCAGCAAAUCACGGAUUUCAAAUUUGGUCCACAAUCAGUGACAAUCCGCAUCACACUGUGGGACGUCAGUUUGGUGCAGUAAAGAUCUUCGCAGCCCACAAGAAUAUCUUGAGCCUAUCUAGCUCCGUGUUUGCCACCAUGUUUUAUGGGAGUAUGCCUCAGAAUUGUCAGGUUCCUAUCGACAUCCCGGAUUUCAUUCCCGACGCAUUCGCCAACUUGCUCAGCUACUUGUACACGGACAAGGUGGAUAAUCUCAAUGCGGACAACGUAUUCCACACGAUGAACUGCGCGGACAAGUACGAUGUGCCAUCCCUGGUAAAAAUCUGCUCGGAUUUUGUGACGCAUCGACUUGAUGCUGAUAAUUGCCUGCGAACUCUGGAAGAGGCUCUUCACUGGCAUGCUGAUAAAAUUGUGGAGAAGUGCUGGGCGUUGGUGGAUUCGAAGGCUGAAGAGAUCAUGCAGUCAGCGCAGUUUACCGCAAUCUCACUGGACACCCUGCAGAAGAUCCUGCAGCGCAAUACGCUGUUGAUUGGGGAGUUUGAAAUCUACACGGCUGUUGAGAAAUGGGCAACGGAGGAAUGUGCGCGUCGAGGUGUUAGUUCUUCUCCGGCUGUUCGACGUGUGGUGUUGGAUGCUGCUCUGUUCCUCGUCCGGUUUCCGCUGCUGACGCACGCACAAUUAGCCGACGGCCCGGGCCAGAGCGGUCUGCUGAGUGAAUCGCAGCUGUUGAGCUUGUUCUUGUACAAGGAUGCCGCAGUGAAGCCCGAGCUGCCGUUUUCCACGGAACGCCGGACAGAAUUCAAGACUGGUGAAGAAGUGUUUGUUCACAUGCCGCCUACCCAUUGGUGGCUGCCAGCCAGGGUUACCGCCUCUGAUACUGAGCAGGUGAUGUUCACGUGGACGAAGGAUGGCACUGCCGGCACGACGACAGCCGACCACGUAGUGCGUGCUAGGGACAUCCUCAAACGUGGACAAGUACUGAACAUGGGUGCGCAGGGAUGGGUGGUGUAUGAGGCGGCAGAUAGAUAUUACCAUUUGGCCGAGGGCAAAGGUGGACGGCAGCAUGUGUAUUUUCCCGACAUGCGCCUUCGUGAAGAUCACGUUGUGGCGUGGAAGAAGAGCAGAGGGACGUGACUUUGAUGCACCAGUCAGGCGAACGGUCGGAGGCGUACAGAAUACCCGUUUAUUUUCGAUUAAGCGUAACGCAGAAGCUAUGCGAAUAUUAUGUCUUCCUCGUAUUAAAAAUUUGAAUGGCUCUGUAUUUCUUGGCUCUUCGCGUUUUUCACUUUACUUUAAUUUCAGUACUUGUCAAUUAAUACGGCACAGCACUUGUUACUUUCUGACAUCCGCUGGAAUCGUGCACAGGUUUGUCAUCGAAAUAAAAAUUUUCUAUAGACGAGCAUCGAAGAUACGACGACGGUAGUAAUAGUAUUACUUUUCUGAAGGCCAAAUUUAAUAUGGACCGCAAAUUAAUUUCCCGACAAAACAUCGAAAUCACGUGAACUUGUGCCGAACAACGGAGGGACCGCCCUCUUCGUAUUCGGCCUUGGUCAACCACAUGGCCUCAUCCCCUGAAACACUACACAGCAGUGCACCACCCAACCAGGCGGAAUCCUUUGCCUCCGGAGGCGAAAUGACGCGGACCGUCUUCGGGUUGGUUCCUGCCUUCGCUUCCGCCUUCUGCACCCACGCAUACUCUUUGACAUCCGCCGACGACACAACCGUUGAUGUUUCGUUGCGCAGUGCGGUUAGCUCACGCUGCAGACGAUUGGUGAAACCCGGUAACGUAGUGUUGCCACCCGCCAACACGAUAUUACCGAAA